UACAAUCCGCGUUUAGACUUUACUGGAGCCCGUGUUUAAGACUUUUUAUUUAGACUUUUGGGUGAAAAUGUUGAACGUUGAAUUAAACUCAGAGCGACUCCAAAGAGCGACUCUGGAGAAGCGACGGAACAACGAGACAGAAAGACGAGAGAGGAUUUUUAAUGACAAACUGAGGACCAUCGGGGUUGAUAAGGAAGCUCUGGACCUGCAGGUAACGGAGAAGAAGAAACAAGAAGAAGCAGCAAGGAGAGAACAAAAUGCUUACGAUGCUGAAUUACUCCGUAAUGGAAAAGCAGCUAAUAUUCGCUAUAAAAACCAAGUGAAGGAGAAGCGUGCUCUGGAAAAGGCCACCGUCGACUUCAGGCUCCACAACCAGCAGCCUUGGAGGCAGCAGGAGUUUGAUCUGAAUGACCCGGACCUCUGCAGAAAAACAGAUCCAGGAGAUGCACAGAUGAUUCUCCCCGGACUGGUGGGCGAAGACCUGGAGAGUCAGAGCAGACUGCAGAGACAGCAGGAGCAGCUGAGAGAGUGGCUGAUCCAGCAGCAGGCCGAGCAGGCAGCAAGAAGACGAGAAGAAAAGCUGGAAGAGCAGCACUAUGAGAAACACAGAGUGGAGAUGGACAACAUAGCUGUGCAGCUUCAAAACCUGGAGAUGGAGAGGAGAGAGGCAGAAACCAUCGCUUGUAAAGAUUACAACCUGGCCAAGGUGGGUCAUUCUGGACUCAGACACCUUGUGUUCUCUGUGCAUCUGCAGAGGACUGAGUUGGAGAAGAAGCAGGAAGAGGAACGCUACGAACGAAUCCGCAUGGACUCGGCUCGUGCAGCUCUGCUUCUAGAGAGGCAGCAGGCGAGACUGAACAAGCAGCUGAGGAAACAUCUGGACAACACCAACGUCCAGCUGGCCCAAACACACCAAAAGCAGAAGCCGGACAUAGAAAGAGGAAGAAUUGAUGACAGCUUCUUCUCCCAGUUCAACACCUGCAGCAGAUGAUGGACGACACACUGCACUGAUACACGAUAGGAUAAUAAAGAAACUGAACCACACAGAAAA
Molecule: messenger RNA, 1051 nt
Organism: Amphiprion ocellaris (clown anemonefish)
Lineage: Eukaryota; Metazoa; Chordata; Actinopteri; Pomacentridae
Gene: ribc2
Product: RIB43A domain with coiled-coils 2
Exons: 6
Coding region: 68-991 (307 amino acids)
Source: RefSeq, a predicted model, not a curated record